AUGAAUGCAAUUCCUGGAGAGCCACAUACUCCUGGAGCGUUAGAUACCUUUCCUGAUCCUCUUCCCCCUCUUGAUGGCUCCUCGCCCUUGAAGCAUCGGACGCUAAACUAUCGACUAUUGCCGCAAAACGCUUUGGGAUCCGCUCCCCCUCUACCUUUAAAUGAGUGGAGGCUCGGCAAACCUCUUCAGGAUGGCUUCUUUGCGGACUACUUCAAACAGCCAUGCCAAUUCACCCGGCCACCCAUCGAUACUUCUGAGAGUUUAGAUUCUGUGCUACAAGAUGCAGAGAAGCAGAAUCGCAAGCGCCUUAAUGGUUCCACCAUUGUUAUCUAUGAUAUCUUCAUUGCUCGUGUUCUGGAGCCCCUUAUUAGACAGAUAGAGUCUAGGGAGAACAAGAAGUUGGACCAGAUGAGGAUGGUCUGGAAGAAGGUUCAAUUACUUCAUGCACAAUUCGAUGUUUUGCGGCGCAACCUGGAGACAACUCCCGGUGUUCUUGUCAAGAAUGAUCAAACCGUUGUCCCGGCUAGGUCAGGCCUACUUCUGCAACCAAGCGAAUGGAAUACGAUUCUCACCACGAUUGCUUGCGCAUAUCGGCUCAUGACCUUCUUCCCAGGCCGAUUCACAGAAUCUCCUGCGGACGUCAGCAACACUAUUUGGGGACACAGCCGAAACAACUGGCAAGUGGCGCUCUGUGUUAUUGAUCAUUUUAGAUUUCGACGAAGGAAAAGUAAAGUACCCCGGGCACGCAAUUUCUGGCCAUUGAGAGCAGCACAAUGGUUCGGCUAUGAUUCAGACCCUGAAGUCGAGUUCGUACGCCUGUACGCACGCCGGAUGAUCGAUGAUAAGCGUUUUGAGCUGUCGAAUAUGUGCCCAAGUGUUACCCAAUACUCUGGCGUAGGCUUGGGCGAGAUGGCCGACUUACACGACAUCAAUCGGGUGCUUGGAUUUUAUCCAGCUAGCAAUCCAUCAAAUCAAGCCAUCUCAUGGCGCAUUUGUGAGCGAGUCUCAGAAAUCCUCCAGAUGUUUGGUCCCAGCAUCGAUAUCGAGGAAGAUAUUAAAAAAAGACCAAACGGGUUCUUGUUUCGCCCUUUGCAAGAAAACAAUGCAACCGUGAUGGAAUGGCUCUUUUCUAGCGCUGGGAUUCAAUACGAUGGCUACUUGGAAGCUGAAUUCCGCGGAUUGGGGUGUAUUCAUCAGUUGAACGCCGUCACGGAAACUGGUAUCGCCCGUACAGUGUUGGAUGUCGACAAUAAGCGGGAUGCUGAUUCAACAUCUAAAACCAUGCGAAGAACACUUCAGAUGCUGGCGAUCCAACUGUUGACAAACACCGAUAUACAAGAUCGAUCGGAGACUCAUGUUGGAAGCUCAACCCCACAAGUUCAUGUUCGGACAAUUGAGAUGGGAUUAUACGAGGGCAACACGCCUACUACCAUGUACAACUUCAUCAUGGAGCAUAUGUACGGUCAGAUGCCCAAGAAGCAAGACGCAGCACCGCUGCAUGCGAACCGAGGCCGUAUUGGAAAGCCGCCGCCUACUCGCCUUAGCAAUGAAGCACAGAAGAUUCUCACCUUGGCGUCCACGCAUGUCGAUUUUACCAUCUUAUCCAAGGCCAACGUGCGAAACAUCCAGCUCAUUGCGGAGUUUGAUGAGAAGCUAUCUGGGAUGGCUGGAAGAAAUGCAGCUCUACGGCACGAUCGUAGUGGCGGCCUUCAGUGGUACUUCUAUCACACUCGCCCAGAUAGCACAUUUACCAUGCCACUAGUGGGUUACGAGAUGAUGACAAGUAUCUGCUUCAGGUCUCCCAAGAUGGCAUACGUCGCUAGAAAAGCAAUGAGGCUGAAGCAGAAGAAGAAGCGGCUUCUGGAGUCAAAACACUGCACAUUCGCAGGCAGCACACGCAAGAACAGAAAGAUGAAGCACUGGCACUCUUCACAGACCCAACAUCCAAUGUAG
Messenger RNA from Trichoderma breve, 1953 nucleotides. RefSeq lists its product as uncharacterized. The record is from RefSeq and is a predicted model, not a curated record. Lineage: Eukaryota; Fungi; Ascomycota; Sordariomycetes; Hypocreales; Hypocreaceae. The transcript is spliced from 3 exons. Bases 1 to 1953 code for a protein of 650 amino acids.